Messenger RNA from Hydra vulgaris (swiftwater hydra), 1482 nucleotides. RefSeq lists its product as uncharacterized. NCBI's taxonomy places the organism in Eukaryota, Metazoa, Cnidaria, Hydrozoa, Anthoathecata, Hydridae. The record is from RefSeq and is a predicted model, not a curated record.
AAAAAAAAAUAACAUCAUGAAAAAAGCGAAAAAUUAAAUUUAUAUUAGGCCCUUUAAUUAGAUUAUCGGAGCCAUUCAACUUCACCUUAUAUUAUCUUGUUAUUUAUUUUAGUCACCUUAUAUUAUCUUAUUAUUUUUAAUUAUUUAUAUAAAGAGCAUUUUAUGGAAAAUUUGUUAAUUCAUCUUGAAGCCCAAAGAAGCAUAUUAGACGGAUAUUGCUACGGAUUGAAUCGUUCAAUCAAAAGACUAGAAGACAGAAUUAAAAAGCAAGAACUAUAUGCUAAACAGAAAGUCGUAAGAGUUGAAGAAAAAGAAAUUGAGAUGGUAAAUGAGAUUGAUCAGUUAAUUGCAAAAGCUGAAAAGUUGUUUCAGCCAGAAUGUCAAAAGUCUUUAUGUAGUCGAUCACAAAAUUUUGAAAGUAUUUUAUCUAAGAAGUUAUCAAGAAACCAAAGUGUGGAACCAUCAAGAAAUCAAAGUUCCAUAAAAUUGAAAACAACACUUAAAAAAAAUCAUGUGACAAUAGCGAAACCAAAAGUUUUAAAUAAGGCAAACAGUAGUGUACCUUCAGCUACUGCAAAAUGUGUAAUAAAUAGUUAUGGACAAAAAUAUAUUAGGCAUUCGAACCCACUCAAGGCUGCAAAAUAUAAGAAGGAAGUAGAUAAUAGUUGUCAGUCUUUACCUCAAGAACAUACGAAACCAAAAAUGGAAUUCUUACAAGACAGUACAAAAGACUUAUCAAAAACAAAUGAAAGUCUGGAAGAUAAUUUAUUUAUAAGCGAUUGCAAUUCAGAAAUUUCAUUAAAUAAAAUUUGUAAUGAUGAAGUAAUAUCAGAUAAGAUGUUUGAUGAUGAAUUUCUGAGUUUCUACAAAAAGUAUUUGUCAUUAGAAAGAUACAUAGAGAAACUGAAAUGUUCACAAGGUCUUUUGUGUGAAAGAAAAAAUGCUUUUGAUGAAUUUAUGUCAAGUUUAGAAAAUAGUUGCACAAAAGAAAGUUUUUUUACUUGCGCCUCUCAAAAUGUGGAAUAUGAUCUGACUUUUGGUCAACAAGUAAUAGAUGAAAUAAAUAACGCAGCAGAUGAGAAUGGAAGUCUGGAUCAAGUUGAAAUUAUAAGAAAGCUUAACAAUAUGAUACGAAUGGAGCAGCUCGUUUAUAAAAAAAACUUUAUAAAUUUCACUAGAAAAAUGGGCGCUAAAAGUCUUAUGAGUCUUAAAGAAACAGACAGGCAAAGCUCUAAAAUUUACAAGCAACUUUAUUAUUUAUUAGUUGAUUCGUAUCCAACUCUUAUUUUUUCUGGUUGAUUUGUAAUUAGAUAGUUUUGAUUUGUAUCCAAUUCUUAUAUUUGGAUUUUUUUUAUUUUUAAAAACAAAUUUAAUAGGUUUUAAUUUUUUUAUUAAAAAUAAAUUAAAUGAUUGUUCAUGUUUAUAUUUGAGUGAUAAAGAAAGGCUAGUAAAGCCAAACACAAUAAAAAAUAUUUAUCAGAA